AUGGCAGGUAGGAAAUUGUGCCAUCGUGAUGUUCACAUGUUCCGCUUCAUUGUCCCAUGAAGCAGACAGAGAAGCCAGCUGAGAAGUUAAGGAUUUAUAGCUGGGGAAUGGAUUAAAUCAUUGGACAACUUAGAGACGGUAACAUACAUACAAGUGGAUGCUAUGAUAGACAGCAAAAGAAAAGGGAGAAAGGGAGAUGCCCUUAAAAACCUACCCCAGUUAGUCAAGGUCCCAGUACCCCGCAUGGGGCUUAGAUAAGACAUGACUAAGGCCCAUUCAAUGGCCUUCAAUGGGACUUAGUCUUGAAUAUAUCUUUCACUAGAUAUGCCAAUAAAGUCUGAGGCUCCUUCAAAAUCAUAUUUAUUUUUGGUACUACUGUCAAUCUACAUUGCACUUGUCCAAAGCAGCUUACAAACCAAGAGUUUCCAGGCAGCAACAACACAAAACAUCAGUUUGGGAGGAAAAGAAGUAGAUAAAUAUCCAUGAAUGAUCCACAUUGAUCCAGAACCAAAAGCACUUUGGUUAGAUCAGGCUUCCUCAACCUCGGCCCUCCAGAUGUUUUUGGCUUACAACUCCCAUGAUCCCUAGCAAGCAGGACCAGCGGUCAGGGAUUAUGGGAAUUGUAGCCUCAAAACAUCUGGAGGGCCGAGGUUGAGGAAGCCUGAGUUAGAUUCUGUUCUCAUGUGAGAGCCUAAAAUAGGAAUUGUUCUUUAGAUGAAUGAUGGUCUUUGUUUCUGUUGUAACCCCUAUCUCACUGAAUUAUAGAAACAGGUAAGCAUAUCAGAUGUAAGAUUUAGCGGGUGCCUGUGACUUCACUAGGUAUCCAGAUUAACCCAGUCAAAAUUGGGGGGUACCAACCAGGGGAGGAGUGUAUCGUAGGGCUUGUUGUGACUCAAACUUGUCAUAACUUCAGUUACUCUUCUCCUAAUGGAUGUCUUUUCUAUCCUUGCACCUUCAGUUAAGGCCAACUGCCCAUCACUGCAUCAUAACAUUCUCUGGCCAGUUAGAAGCUUGGAGGUCACUGUGGUGACAGCUGGAAACAGGUUCACAUAACCCCAGUUCCAGGGGCUCCCAUUAUGGAUGCUGACUUGAAUUAACACUGAGCGGGGUGCAUUUGAGGGCCCCUAGGGGGUAUCACCCUCAUGUUUUCCCUGAAAAGAAGGGGAAUAGCAGAGCAUCUUGAAAGACAGAAUCUUUUAUGGCAACAGCAGCAGGGCAGGGUGAUUCAUCCACGGAAGAGAGAGGGGGAAGAUGGGAGAAAGAUUCUUUCUCAAUGGGAUCAUAAGCAACUGGAUAUCAGGAAGACAUCAAGGCAGCAAAAGAAGUCCAACCAUUAGGAUCUUCCACAACCCUUUUCAAAGAUCCAGUUGUUUAGAACCUCCAGCAACAGGAGCUGGGGAAAAGACAUCUCUCCUUGCCACUGCACAGGGACUUUGCAAUGGCCACAUCUAUGAAUCAAUUAUAUAGACCACCUCACCUCCAGCUAGUCCAGGUGCAGCCUCCUGGGCUUGAACCCAUCCAGUCCUGGCCUCUCUACCUCAAAACAGGUCUUUGAAACCUGGAAAAGAUGGAAAAAAGUAAAACCAAAAUUAUCAAGGGGUUGGAGUAAUUCCCUCAUGUGGAAAGGUUGGGGCCUUUUAGUUUCAAAGGAAGUACGCUCUCUGUCAGCCCUCAUAGUUGUAUUAAUUCUAGAACCAUUAAAAAGCAAACUAAUCAAUGUCCUCUCUCAUACAGGAGUGGUUGCAAACAGAAAUGAACAAGAUCCAGGCCUCUUUGCAGAGAAUAUACUUUUAUGCACCUCUGACUGUAUCACAGCAGGCAAAAUACUACGUACAGAAUUGGAACAGUUCUCCAGGGUCUCAGGAAUGCAAGUUACUUUUAAGAAAGCAGAGGUAAUGUUUUUCAUAUACCAACCUAUCCAACAGACUUUUAUAGCAAUGUUGAAGAUUCCAAUAGCCAGGAAAAGUUUUAGAUAUCUGGGGAUGCAAAUUACCCAAAAUUUAAACAAGUUGUAUGAGUUUAAAUAUAGUGUGGUUUGGAAAGCUCUAAAUAGGGAUAUAAUACAUUGGAAUAAAUUAAGACUCUUCGUUAUGGACAAACCAGUUGCAUUUAAAAUAACGAUUGUACCUUCAUUUCUUUUCUUCCAGACUUGGGUGAAUGCGUGA
Molecule: messenger RNA, 2165 nt
Organism: Podarcis lilfordi (Lilford's wall lizard)
Lineage: Eukaryota; Metazoa; Chordata; Lepidosauria; Squamata; Lacertidae
Source: the annotation of a GenBank genome assembly